Molecule: messenger RNA, 7512 nt
Organism: Nannizzia gypsea CBS 118893
Lineage: Eukaryota; Fungi; Ascomycota; Eurotiomycetes; Onygenales; Arthrodermataceae
Product: fatty acid synthase S-acetyltransferase
Exons: 4
Coding region: 1-7512 (2503 amino acids)
Biological process (GO): secondary metabolite biosynthetic process; fatty acid biosynthetic process
Molecular function (GO): oxidoreductase activity; fatty acid synthase activity; phosphopantetheine binding
Source: RefSeq, a predicted model, not a curated record
AUGACUAUAAACGAUAAUAGCAACAUUGAUGGCCAGAACGUGACAAUGGGUUUGAAACUGAACGGAGCAAGCACCAACGGACAUUCCACCAACGGGAUGCAUGCGGAAGGCAUCUCAACUGACACCAACGGCUUAAAUGGUAUUUCAGCUGAUGCGGUCCACUACAAUGGUCAAAUCCCCAUUGCAAUUUGUGGUAUGGCAUGUCGCCUACCAGGCGGCCUAACGACACCUGAAGAACUUUGGGAUUUCCUCCUCGCAAAGAAAGAUGGUCGAUGCCGUGUCCCAGAGUCAAGAUAUAACAUUAACUCGUAUUACUCGGAUGCAAAACAGCCAGGAACUGUCUCAACAGAGUGUGGAUACUUUCUAGAUGAAAGUGUCGACGUCGGCGCGCUGGAUAUGUCCUUUUUCACCAUGACGCGCACCGAGGUGGAGCGAGCCGACCCUCAGCAACGAUUGAUGCUGGAAGUUGCACGAGAAGCAUUCGAGGAUGCGGGUGUGACAAACUGGAGAGGCAAGACAAUCGGUACUUAUAUUGGUAAUUUUGGAGAGGACUGGCUGGAAAUGCUUGGGAAAGAGACUCAGCCAUGGGGGAUACAUCGUAUCUCGGGCUCAGGAGACUUUGUUGUUGCCAACCGCCUCUCUUAUGAGUUCGAUUUACAAGGGCCAAGCAUGACGAUUCGCACAGCUUGUUCUUCCGCCUUGGUGGCCCUGAACGAGGCCUGCGCCGCUAUUAGCAGAGGCGACUGUGAAUCCGCGCUGGUAGGUGGUGUCAACCUGAUACUUGCACCAGGAAUGUCGAUGGCGAUGCAGGAACAGGGGGUACUAUCCAAGGACGGUUCAUGCAAGACUUUCUCUGCCAAUGCCAAUGGAUAUGCCCGUGGAGAAGCGGUUACAGCAGUUUUCGUCAAACCGUUAGCCCAUGCCCUUAGAGACGGCAACCCAAUCCGAGCCAUCGUGAGAGCCACAUCCCAUAAUGCGGAUGGCAAGACUCCAACGCUAUCACAGCCUAGCACAGAUGCACAAGAAGCUCUGAUAAGGAGGGCAUAUGAGCUCGGGGGUAUUAAUAACUACGCAGAAACCGCCAUGGUUGAAUGCCAUGGUACGGGCACGCCGACUGGGGACCCUAUCGAAGCGGGAGCUGUCGCCAGGGUUUUUGGGGAGAAAGGCGUCUACAUAGGAUCAGUUAAGCCAAAUCUCGGACAUACUGAAGCGGCGUCUGGCCUAGUAUCACUUUUAAAGAUGGUGAAAGCACUUGAACAUCGCGUUAUCCCUCCAAAUAUCAAAUUCACCAGCCCCAACCCAAAUAUUCCGUUUGUGGAUUGCAAGCUCACAGUACCUACAGAGCCAACUCCCUGGCCAGAAGAUAGACUCGAACGAGUCAGUGUCAAUUCAUUCGGGAUCGGUGGUGCAAAUGCUCAUGUUAUCCUAGAGUCUGCCGCUACCUACCAUAUCCCAACUCCGGUUUAUGAAACUCCGGAGACACCCCAGCUUCUAUUAUUCACAGCAAAUUCACUAAAGUCUAUCACAAGGUUAGUCGACAAUUACAAAGCCUGGAUUGAGGAGAAUCCAGACAAAGUGAGUGAUUUGGCCUACACUUUGGCGAGAAGGAGGGAACAUUUACCGCACCGAGUGUUUGCUAUUGUCAGUAACGGUGGCGUUGAAAGUGUUUCGCAGCCUACGAAGUCAAAGUCAGCAAAACCGCCGGGCGUCGUGAUGGUUUUUACUGGCCAAGGCGCCCAAUGGCCACAGAUGGGACGAGAGUUGCUUCGGUCGAAUGAAGUCUUCAAGUCUAGCAUUAGAUCUCUCGAUGAAUACCUACAGACCAUUGAUGGUGAGAAACCUCAGUACACGAUCGAGGAAGAGCUCAAGAGGCCAGGCAAGAAGAGUAAACUAUCCUUGGCUGAAAUUUCCCAACCACUUUGCACUGCUAUCCAGAUUGCACUGGUAGAUACUCUUAAAUCAGCAGGAGUUGUCCCAGAUGCCGUCGUGGGCCAUUCUAGUGGUGAGAUUGCUGCAGCAUACGCUUCUGGCGCUCUUACAGCUAGAGAGGCCAUUACCGCUGCCCACCACCGUGGGGCUGUGACAAAUAGGCAGAAACGAGCAGGAACGAUGGCAGCCAUUGGAAUGAGCUGGGAAGAGACUGAAAAGUACCUCGCCCCGAAUGUCACGAUUGCGUGUGAUAACUCUCCUAAGAGCGUUACGAUUUCAGGAGAUGUUGAUGCUGUGAAAUCCGUCAUUGCUACUAUCAAGGAAGAACAACCACAAAUACUGGCUAGGCUGCUCCAAGUUGACAAAGCCUAUCAUUCGUACCAUAUGAAAGAGAUCGGAGAGGAUUACCAGUUGUUGAUCGGCGAGGAAGUGGUUGGCAGAGCCCCAUCAGUCCUCUUCUUUUCUAGUGUGACCGGAAAUCUCCUGAGCACUGAGCAAAAAAUUGAUUCAAAAUAUUGGCAAGAUAACUUGGAAUCGCCAGUUCGGUUCAAAGAGGCUGUCACGGCAAUUUUAAAGCAUGAAGUUGGCAAGAAUUCAGUCUUUCUUGAGGUCGGGCCCCAUGGAGCUCUUGCAGGUCCACUAAGACAAAUAUUCACCCAGGCCUCGUCUUCUGCUCCUUAUAUUUCGACCAUGGCACGAAAUCAAGAUUGUACCGCAUCUUUCUUGGCUGCUAUUGGGGCACUCCAUUCACUUAGUGUCAGUAUUGACCUUGAGUCCCUCUUCCCUACAGGCUCCUGCCUUCCAGAUCUCCCCCGAUACCCAUGGAACCAUGAAGGUAGUUACUGGUACGAAACGCGCCUAAGUAAGGAAUGGCGCAAUCGCAAAUACCCAUACCAUGAUCUCCUUGGUGCCAGAGUGGCUGAAAGUAGUGAUAGUGAGCCUGUUUGGCGUAAUUUAUUCCAUGUCACAAACACACCAUGGAUCCGUGACCACAAGGUUGGGGAAAACAUUGUCUUCCCAUUCUGUGGUUACAUUGCCCUUGCAGGAGAGGCUGCCAGACAACUGACUAAUAUCGAAGAAGGAUUCAGCGUUCGAAAUAUCAUUGUCAGCACAGCUCUAGUGCUUAGUGAAGGGAAACCGACUGAAAUUUUGGCCUCUUUUCGACCACAUCGCUUGACAAACUCAUUGAAUAGCGCAUGGUGGGAGUUCACCGUCACAGCUUAUAACGGCCGUAACUGGACAAAACAUUGUACUGGAGAAGUCUCCGCUUUUUCAUCGACGCUCGGGCAGGCUCAGAAUCCUAAUCCCUUACCCCGAAAGCUCAAUGUUAGGAAAUGGUAUGAGAAAAUGAGCAAGGGUGGCCUGGAUCUAGGGGGGUCAUUCCAGACUCUUGACACAAUAACGACUUCGACAUCAGAUCAACAGGCUGUCGGCAACAUUGUGAAUGGGAGGCAAGGAGAUGAGGCUAAUUACCACAUACACCCUACUGCGCUUGAUGGAACCCUCCAGAUUCUCGGAGCUGCUGCAGUCAAUGGAUAUGCGCGCAAAACCAAGACCUGGCUCCCGACCAGCAUCGACAAAGUCAGCGUCCGCAGGUGCGCUUCAGACCUAGUAACUAGCGUUUCAGCUAGGCUAUCCAGUAACUUCUCAGUCGUUGGGGAAGGUCGUUGCACAUCUGGUGGCAUGACUGUCGUUGAAGCUAGUGGUAUUCGCAUGUCACUCGCAGAUGGUGCGGGUGCAUCUGACGUUCCAGAUACACACGCAGCAUCAAGAUGUGAAUGGAGACCCGACAUUGACUUCUUGGAUGUGAAUGAGCUCAUACACGCACCUCAUGGGCGUACUAACCACCUACGGCUACUAGAAGAGCUUGGAGAUAUUUGCUUGCUAUUGUCCCAACGGAGCUUUUCAGAAUCUCCGAGACAGCCGAUUCUGCCCCAUUUAUCAAAAUAUGUUGCUUGGGUUCAGUCUCAAUCCACCUCAAUUGUUACCAGGUUGCCCUGGACUUGGACGGGCCUUGACAAUGAGGCUAUCUCUGCCCGAGUCGAGGGUAUAAUUAGUCGGCUAUCAGGCACACCCGCAGCUCCAGUCGCCAGCAUGAUUCACCAGGUUUGUACCAAUAUGGAUUCUUUCCUGUCCGGCGAGAACUUCGGGAAUGAUUUCCCAGGCGGAAAGCUCAUACCCAUCUAUGACUUUAUCGGACAAGUAGAUCGAAAGGAAUUUAUUCGGCACUUGAGUCACUCCAAACCCAACCUCCGAAUCCUGGAGAUUGGGACCGGAAAAGGUGUGUCGUUGCAUCGUCAUAUCCUUGACGAAUUGACGCGUCCUGAUGGGGAGAUUCUCUGCUCCAAAUACACCUUAACUAACCCUGGCUAUGUUGUGGAAACAACUCAAGAGAAGCUAUUUCCGAAUAUGGAGUUCGCCAGCCUAGAUAUAAACAAGGACCCCUUCGACCAAGGAUUCGAGGAAGUUGGAUAUGAUCUAAUCAUAGCUGUCAACGCUCUUCACGAGACAGAAAACAUUAUAGCGAGCUUGGCCAACAUUAAGAAGCUCCUACGUCCCGAUGGCAGAUUGUUUCUGCAGGAACUUUGUCCCUCGUCAAACUGGGUCAAUUAUGUGCUCGGGUUGCUCCCAACCUGGUGGUCGAAUGCUGCAGACAAACCAGCUGAGGCGCUUAUUUUAGGCAAAGAAGGCUGGCAGUCAAAACUUAAAGCUGCAGAAUUUGGCAAUAUUGAGGCCGUUACCCUAGAUGCGGAAGAACCUCAUCAGGUUACGGUCACAAUGGUUGUAAGACAGCCUUGUGCAAUGCCUACGAAAAAGAUAACAGCCCUUGUUGAGGGUGAAGGACCUGCCGUUAUCAGAAUCUUGGACCAGCUUAACAACCAGGGCUACCAAGUGACUAGGUGCAAAUUAAACGAUAUUCCGCCAGCAGGACAAGAUGUAAUUUCACUUUUGGACGCCGAAACCCCCUUUUUCCACGGCAUCGACGAAGCACAUUUUCUGUCGUUCAAGGCCUUUCUCCUUUGCUUACAAGACCGCGAUGCAGGAAUGCUGUGGGUAACUCAUCUCAUCGACAUUGGCUGUAAUGAUCCGCGAUAUGCACAAAUUCUCGGUCUUUCCAGGACCAUCCGUACAGAGCAGCUCGCCGAUUUGGCGAUCUGCCAGGUUGACAGCUUCGAAAGUAAUACUUCCAUCAACCAGCUUCUUCAGGUCCUUGCCAAGUUUCAAGCACGGAAAGGCGACGAAGAACUCAACCCGGACUUUGAAUGGGCCAUUUUUAACGAACGUGUCCAAGUCGCACGCUUCCAUCCUUUCGUCUUGGCGGAUGAACUCUUGGUCGCAGAGGGAGCGAACGAGAAGGCUACACUGAAUGUUCGUACACCGGGACGGGUCAAUAGUUUGCAUUAUGAACGCCAUGCACGAAAGGAGCUUGAAAGUGACGAGGUAGAGGUCCAGGUAUAUACAGCUGGGUUGAACUUUAGGGAUAUUUUGGUUGCACUGGGUAUUGUUGAACUUCCGAUCCGUCUCUUCGGAAUCGAAGCCGCUGGCAUCGUAACUCGUGUGGGAGUAGAUGUUAGCCCUAAUGACCUUCAAAUUGGCGAUAGAGUCGUUUGCUUUUGCAGAAAGGACGCGUUCUCGACGUAUACAACGACUCUAGCUGCUGUUUGCGUGCGAAUUCCAGAUAGUCUCAGCUUCAACCAAGCUGGAACUAUGCUAAUACCAUAUUUCACAGCAAUCCACUCUAUUGUCAACGUCGGCCGUGUUAGCAAAGGCCAGUCAGUCCUAAUACACAGCGCAUGCGGUGGAGUUGGCCUGGCCGCUAUCCAAGUUGCCCAAAUGCUAGAGGCUGAGGUAUACGCCACGGUUGGAAGCGAAACAAAGGUCAAGUAUUUGAUGGAGAACUACCACAUCCCACGAAAUCGAAUCUUCAACUCCCGAGACAAAACGUUUGUGGAUGGUGUCAUGCGUGAAACGGAGGGCCGUGGCAUGGACUUUAUUCUCAAUUCCCUCUCUGGCGAUCUCCUACACGCUACAUGGAGCUGCGUUGCAGAAUUUGGUACACUGCUCGAAAUCGGAAAACGUGAUUUAAUUGGCGAUGGUAGACUUGACAUGAAACCAUUCCUAGCGAACCGCAGCUAUUGUUGUGUCGACAUUGACGGGCUUUGGAAAAAGAUUCAUGUAGCCAGGGCUUUGAUAUUUUCCAUCUUGGAAUUCUACAACAAGGGGCAUAUCUCCCCUCUACCCACGACGAUCUUCCCUGCAUCCCAAACGCAAGACGCAUUUCGCUUUAUGGAAAAGGGCCAGCAUAUUGGACGUGUCGGCGUUUCGAUUAAGCAGACUGAGGAAGCUGUGCUGGGAUUCGAAACAACUAAGAGAUCUCUGACGAUCGCCUUUAAUGAAGCAUCCUCCUACCUAAUGGUCGGGGGUCUUGGGGGUAUUGGUCGUGCUGUGUCUACCUGGAUGGUUGACCAUGGUGUUCGCGAGCUUAUCUAUCUAUCCCGCAGCGCUGGGCGCACCGCUAAAGAUGACGUUUUUGUUCACGAACUCCGGACCAUGGGUUGUGCGGUUAAACUCGUGAGUGGAGAUACGACGAAGCUCGAGGACGUACAAAGAGCCAUUGCCGCAGCGACAUACCCGAUGAAAGGUAUUGUGCAGAUGUCUAUGGUGGUCGCUAACGAGAACUUCACAAAGAUGAGUUUUGGCGAGUGGAUGGCGUCAACGGCGCCCAAAGUCCAGGGGACAUGGAAUUUGCAUAACGCUUCUCUAGCUGCAGGAAUCGAUCUGGACUUCUUUUUGAUGUUCAGCUCGGUGUCGGGCAUUGUCGGGCAAGCAGGCCAGGCCAAUUAUGCAAGUGGAAACAGCUUCCUGGAUGCGUUUGCCCAAUACCGUAACGGCCUAGGCCUAGCGGCCUCAGUUGUUGAUAUGGGGGCUGUCGAAGACGUUGGAUGGAUUUCAGAGCACCAAGGGAUGAUGGGUAAAAUGUCAAGGAGCGGCUUCAAGCCCGUGCUAGAGCAGGAGGUCAUAGACGCAAUGGCGAUAUGCAUGCUAGUUCACAGCAAGCCGGGUCAAGCCGCCGAGAGAGCUCUUGCUGUGGCUUCGAAAAACGAUUCCUGUUUCGUUCACAAAAACACAUUCCUUGUCGGCCUUGCAUUGCUCAUUCCGCUUCACGAUCCCAGCAACUACGUGAUCUGGAAGCGAGAUCGCCGCAUGGCCUCAUAUCACAAUAACUCUACGAUUAGUGCAGCCGCAGCCUCCACGGAUACCCUAAAAUCCUACUUGAACAGUGCCCAAGCAGAUCCUUCAAUUCUCAAAUCAUCGGAAGCAGCAAGGCUUUUUGCCGUUGAAAUAGGAAAGAAACUCUUCGACCUAUUGCUCAAGCCCCAGGACGAGCUUAAUACAAGUUGGCCAUUGCUCGAUCUCGGCCUUGACUCGUUGGUAGCUCUAGAGUUACGUGCUUGGAUCAAGCAGGUAUUCUCCUUUGACCUUCCUAUGCUGGAAAUGAUGAGUAUUGGGUCACUCGAUAUUCUCGGUCAAUAUGCGGCGAAUGAGGUGUACAGGAUCGUGACAGAUAAUAACGAAAGCUAG